AUGGCGCAGCCUUCCAACAAGCGCAAACGUGGGAACGAUGAUCUCGGUCGCAACGUUAAGGAGAACAAGUCUACAAACCCCGAGGAAGACUUCUCGGCUUCGCUGCUACAGAUCGCCUCCGACGACAACCAGCGUACUGCCCAACAAGCUCUGUCUCACCAAGAAGUCCUUGCUCAGAGCGUUUCGUACCCAGAUCCUGCCUUUGAUGCAUCGGGUCUCGAUGCCUUCGGCAAUACCUCGCCUUCCCAAGCUCUGAGCACCCCACAGAACCACAACCUCUAUACUGGCGUAGGCCAGACUUCCAACACUGGCGAUGGCGUCAAACCUUCGGUCGGAACACCCGAAUGGCACCAGGCCCGUAAGGAUAGCCACAAAGAAGUCGAGCGGCGUCGACGUGAAGUCAUCAACGAAGGCAUCGAGCACCUUGCUAAGAUCGUCCCCGGUCCAGACAAGAACAAGGGAGCCAUUCUCCAGCGUACGCACAACUGGAUUACCGAUAUGCAGGAGAAGGAGCGCAAGUGGGAAAACGAGCGCCAGAUCACCCAACUUGCUCUCGAUGAACUUACCAAGCGUAACGAGACCCUCCGCAACUCCAACCGUCAAGCUUGGAAUGAGUCGAACAAGUGGCAGCAGCGUUGUCGUGAUCUCGGUGGAGAGUUCGAUGACUAUGACAGUCACGGACCCCAAUUUGAUGAUGCCAACGACCUCGACUCAUCUCUGCCAACAUCAUAG
This is a messenger RNA of Cyphellophora europaea CBS 101466, 732 nucleotides long. RefSeq lists its product as uncharacterized. Gene Ontology annotation, cellular component: nucleus. Gene Ontology annotation, molecular function: DNA-binding transcription factor activity; protein dimerization activity. Bases 1 to 732 code for a protein of 243 amino acids. NCBI's taxonomy places the organism in Eukaryota, Fungi, Ascomycota, Eurotiomycetes, Chaetothyriales, Cyphellophoraceae. The record is from RefSeq and is a predicted model, not a curated record. The transcript is spliced from 2 exons.